Rasamsonia emersonii CBS 393.64 is the source of this 417-nucleotide messenger RNA. RefSeq names its product BTB/POZ domain protein. The transcript is spliced from 2 exons. Bases 1 to 417 code for a protein of 138 amino acids. The record is from RefSeq and is a predicted model, not a curated record. NCBI's taxonomy places the organism in Eukaryota, Fungi, Ascomycota, Eurotiomycetes, Eurotiales, Trichocomaceae. Gene Ontology annotation, molecular function: protein binding.
AUGUCCACUUCACUCUGCGAACAUACUCUGUUUAUGAGACAUCUCUGGUAUUCAGGUGAUUACUCUGACCUCAAAGUUUACUGCGGGGAAGAAAUCCAUCGGGUACAUCGCGCGAUCAUCUGUCCUCAGUCCAAGGUUUUUGCGGCGAUGUGUCGUGGUGCAUUCAAAGUUCGUAUUUCCAAUUUAUCUUUCGAGGCCCAAACAGGCGAGAUUAAGAUGCCUGACGACCAUCCAAAUGCUGUCAAGGUUAUGCUGGCGUAUUUCUACGAGAAAGACUAUCGACUGGCGCGAGAUAAUGGUCGUGACAUCAGCGAAAGCGAUCCGGAUCCGCUUCUAGAUGCUCGCGUAUAUUCGGUUGCAAAAAAGUACGACGUCGGACCGCUUGAGAAAUUGGCGAAAGAGGAAUUUGGAGCUUGA